Messenger RNA from Gryllus bimaculatus (two-spotted cricket), 2782 nucleotides. The record is from the annotation of a GenBank genome assembly. Lineage: Eukaryota; Metazoa; Arthropoda; Insecta; Orthoptera; Gryllidae.
AUGAUUGUUUACCUGCUUCAGCAGAAUUGCGGGACGUCAGAGAAAGGGAGCUUUGCGGGUGCCGACGAGCGCCAGGUCGUCGCCCGCGGGGAGCCCGGCGCCGCCGCCGUGUUGCGCGAGCGCCUGCUCAAGCGCCUCGAAGACCUGUGGGACGACGUGCGCGAUCCGCGCUGGGUGGCCAUGGCGGACGAGACGGCCGGCGCCGACGCCGAGUUGCUGCGCGCGGUGUAUGCGCUGGGCGACGCGGUCGAGAACGAGGUGCCGGGCUCCGCCGCGGCGCCGCCCCACGGUCUGGACUCCCUGUGGGUGUGGGCUCGCACGGAGGCGGAGAUAGUAGCUCUCGAGACGCUGUACAAGACGUUUCGACGAACGUACCGCCCCGGCCGCCUGCCCGGCUCGCGCCAAACCUACCAGGACCUCGCGGACGCCCUGCUGGCCGGCGUGCCGGGCGUCUUUGACCGCCUCGAGGAUAUCGUCCUACACGACGGCGAGGGAGACCUCUUCCGCCAGGCGCUGAAGGAACUGGAGUCGUUGCAGUGCGCCGUGCAGCAGAGCCCACAGCAAGUGAUCUACAACCUGUACAACGCCGUGGCGCUGUCAGAGCUGAAAGGCUAUGCCAUGAUGCAGUUCUCGUGGAUGCUGCUGAGGCUAUACAACAAAGGCAACUUCACGCAGGAGGCGACGCUGCUGCGCGACUCGUUCGAGGAGCGCACGCGGCGCCAGGUGGAGGCCGUGCGCGCCGCCAUGGGCUCCGCGUCGCGCGCGCUGUGGCGCUGCGACCCGCGCGUGCACCAGGAGGGCGACACCUUCGUGCAGCUGACGCGCCUCGUGCAGGGCCACGUGCAGAACGAGGCCGACAUGAACAGGGAGAAGUCGUGCCGCGAGAACUGCGCCUACUACUCCUACGCGCAGAGCACGGGCUGCUACGACAGCCGCGUGUGCGACACCAUGCACCGCUGCAACGGGCGCCUGCUCGAGUGCAAGUACAUCGACUCCGACAUGUGGCUGUGCCAAGCGGAGCGGCAGGCGACGCGGCGUUACGAGUGGUUGGAGUAUGAGAACGGACGCACGUUGGGGCGGCCGGGCACGUGCGCGCGCCGCAAAUUCAAAGUGGACAGCUGGUGGCGCUGGCUUUUCUGGCAUUGCUCAUACUGCUUCUGCCUGUGCGACGAGCCCGGCCCGCGCUCCGACCGCUACUUCAACAUGCGACCCGUCGUGGCCGACACCGCCAACAACAUGGUGGUGACUGGGCUGCGCUUCGUCAAGAAGAACCGCGUCAUCCACCUUCAGAUCCGCGAGGGCGCGCUGCUGCCGCGCGGUGCAAUCAACGCGUCCAGCGUGCGCUGGCGGCCUGUCGAUGACUACCACAUCACGGACGCCGGCGUGCAGAACACGCGCGACUACCACACGCUUAGCUGGGAGCAGCGGGCCAUCGACCUCGACGACCUGGAGGCGCCGCCGGGCCACGUCGUCACCGGGGUUCGCUUCCGCAACGUGGGCACGCACCUCAACCCCGAGAUCAUGGUGGCGCCGCUCAACUUUAGCGCGGGGACCCUCGUCAAGCCCCACGAAAAGAGUAUGUGGAUGAGCAAUGAUAAUACGGAUGGCGCCAUGAUAGGGCCGAGGACGGAGCUGAAGCUGCUGGCGCCGGACGUGCCGACCAACUCGCUCGCGGGCUCCACGCCUGACUCCAAGUCGGACCAGUUCCUGCUGUUCACGCACUCUGACAUGGACGCGGACGCGGCGCAAACGACGGUGCCGUUCCUGGACGCGCAGGAGGUGGCGCCCGAGCCGCCCGUGCCGCUGGCCGGCGCCGGCAUCUACCACAAGGGCACGCCUCGCUAUGGGGGCUUCGUGGCGCCGCGCGUCUUCACCUACGACUUCAGCCCGCACCUGGUGGACGACGCCCCCGCGCACGCCGCCCCUCCCGCCGCCUAGUCCGCCCCCUUUCGGCUCUUCGGCCAGGAGCGCCGCGUGCCGCCGGGAGUGGAGCGGGAAGGACUGGUGCGACCUUCGUGGCUGGCGCGCGCGGUUCCCGCCUUCUCGGGAAGAGAGGAGGACACAAAAGACUUGCAGGCAGCCCGCCAUGCCCUUUAUAAUGUAAUUCGUGUGAAAUUGUUAUUUUCACUCAUGUUUGUUCUGUACGUCUGGUAACAAAAGUUCUAGCCUGUUGAAGACGACACACUACCCUUUGUCAAAAUCAAAAAAUAAAGGCAAUACAACUUCUAUUGUUCUGCAUGUUUAUGUACGUGUACAAUCGACUCCUUCUGAAAAACUCUUUAGUAAAUACUACUUUACUUUACUUAAAUAACAUUGCUCUUGCAACUAUAGCAAAUGUGAUGAACUAUGUAGAUCAUAUCAACGAAAUAACAAUGUUGCAACUUCAGGACCUCCUUUGGUCGCUAGAGAAAAUAUCCGUUAAGAGAACAUCUGUUUCUUUAAUAAUAGAAGUGGAUCUACCUAGUCUACCAUUGAGGGCAACUGCCCAGAGUGUGUUUGAAUAUGUUGUUCCUUUCAUCUUCUGCAACAUCAAAUUAUAUUGCAGAAGGAAAACAGAAUUGUAAUUUUACAAUUGCGUCUAAUAAUAAAGAGACUUUUGACAAAUAAUUUUACUAACACUUCCUUUAUGCACCUCUCAGAAUCCAUGUACCAUUCAACUCCAAUCGUUCAAAAUUUGUGAUAUUUAAAAUAAUCAUAAAAUGAAUUGAAAUAUCAAAACCAUUUUUUGACAAUAUUUCUUAUUAAUUUCAAUAUUCUAGUAACUAAACAAUAAAGCUUAAUG